This is a messenger RNA of Anopheles maculipalpis, 1897 nucleotides long. RefSeq lists its product as uncharacterized. Gene Ontology annotation, biological process: synapse organization. The transcript has 7 exons. The coding region runs from base 16 to 1890 and encodes 624 amino acids. Lineage: Eukaryota; Metazoa; Arthropoda; Insecta; Diptera; Culicidae. The record is from RefSeq and is a predicted model, not a curated record. Gene Ontology annotation, cellular component: neuron projection membrane.
UUUCUGGCGACCGUCAUGAUGUAUCAAUGCUGUUUAAUUGUUCUAAUGAUAGCACACUGUGUAUCAUCAACGGGUCAACCAAGGCAAGAAUAUCAACUCACCCACCCUUCUGCAUACACCGAUGACACUCGAAAUACCAGCCAGAUUGAACAGCACACCAGCAGUACCGGUAGGAUAGAGAGCAAUUUCGCUGUCAGUGACUCUGAAGUUGAACCGUUGAACGAGCAGGAUGUCUACGAUGAGAAUGAUACAUCAGAAAAUGACGAAAGCGACACCGGCAACGAUCGGCCGGUGACAGCGGAAGAAAGCAGGUACGAUGUGGAUGACAACAGAAAUGGCAUUAUUCACGACGGCCCGGUACGGAUAAUGUCCCCAUCGAACGGUGCCAAGCUUGCGUCUACAUCCGUACACGACAAUGUUCAAACGGAAUUGAAUAACCUGGAAGCUGUUGAGGAUACAUUUGAAUCAGACGGUUCGAAGCGUUUUCUGCAGCACCAUUUUCAAAGCCCAAGGGAACCCCGGAAGCAACUGCAGCGCACAGAAGGUGUCCAGCUACCGUCGUCGCUAUUGGAUCUGACCACUAACACCGACAGCAGCAGUAGUUCUUUUUCUACAACGGACCUCGCCGGCCUCACCGUAUCAGCGGCGGCGGAAGAUGUGUCACAGGAGCAAACCAUUUCUAAUCUAUCUUUAUCAACCCAACGAACAAUACGAAGACCAUCGUCCAGUGUGCAGCUGGCGGCGGUGAAUGUACAUAAUAUAAAAGACGUCAGUCAGCCCGUGCGGAUGGAGGCAGCCACCCAUUCCCAUAACGACCCACCCAAAUCGAUACAGCAGCAUUCCCAAGCACAGCAAUCGAUAUCGGAUGCAUCACGAAGAAGUAAUCCCAUCAGCAUUUCAAAUUUCCACUCCAUCGCAUCGAACGAUACGCUAACAACCGCUACAACGUCGAGCUUGCAGCGCCAUCGAACAAUUAAUUCAAUGAAUCUUAAUCCUACUACGCCGGCGAUGGUGGUAAAGCCUGUGGGCGAGCAUCGUAAGUUACUUAAAAGCACUGGGCCCAUCCUGAACUACGUGUUCGACCAUCAUCCGCCGUACUACAAAUCGACGUAUUACAAUACUAGGUACGGACCCCACUUUGAAACUGAUAACGUCACCAACAUCACGGUCCAGAAUGGUGAUACUCUUUUUUUAAGCUGCAGGAUAAGCUUACUGCAGGACAAAACGGUAUCGUGGGUACGUCGAAAAAGUGGCGACACAGCUUUGCAGCUGUUAACCGUCGGAAAACAGACCUACUCCGGUGAUUCCCGAUAUCAGAUCGAGUUCCAGUAUCCGAACAACUGGCGUCUGAAGAUUUCACGCGCUAACAAGAACGAUGAAGGAGUGUACGAGUGCCAGAUAUCGACACAUCCUCCAAAAGUUAUCAUUUACUACCUGUAUGUUAACGCACCUGAAGUCUCCAUCGUGGAUGAGGAAGGUGCCCCACUGUACGAUAAGUACUACGAGGUUGGCUCGACGAUAAAGCUGAUGUGCAAAAUCCGACACAUCUCGAUGUUACGGUCAGUCGUUUACUGGAUACACAACGAAAACAUUCUCAAUCACGAUAUAACGCGGGGCGGUAUCAGUGUAAAAACGAAUUUAACAAGUAUAGGAGCCAACUCAACGCUCUUCGUAGCGAAGGUCAACCGGCAAGACUCCGGCAGCUAUACGUGUUCGAUAGGACCAAACCAACACUAUUCCAUCUCCGUGCAUGUGCUCAACGGGACCGCCAAUCCGUUCGGAAUCUAUCAGCGAUCGUGUGCCUUUCCAAUUAUUCUACAAGCCGUGGAUCUAUGGCUUGUUGUCAGGAGUCUCUUCUUCCUGCUGCUCAAACUAUCCGUGGAAAGAUAAUAGUCAG